GCUGGGCGCUUGCUAUUGACGUCAUCCUUGUGGCCGACUAGAGCACCUUUCCUGUAGAGCGUUUGCAGUGUGCUUCCUAAGGUGGUCUGUUAUGGCGGAAGCAAAGGUCAAGGCGGAGGUCCCAGAGCCGCUGGAGAUCGAGAACAGGAUCAUUGAGCUGUGCCAUCAGUUUCCUCAUGGUAUCACAGACCAGGUGAUUCAGAAUGACAUGCCUCACAUGGAGGCUCAGCAGCGGGCCAUGGCCAUUAACAGGCUGCUCUCCAUGGGACAACUGGAUCUUCUGAGGAGCAGCACUGGCCUCCUCUAUAGAAUCAAGGAAUCACAAAAUGCUGGUAAAAUGAAGGGAUCUGACAAUCAAGAAAAAUUGGUCUAUCAAAUUAUAGAGGAUGCAGGCAACAAAGGUAUUUGGAGCAGGGACAUUAGGUAUAAAAGUAACCUUCCCUUAACUGAAAUCAACAAGAUUCUGAAGAACUUGGAAAGCAAGAAACUCAUUAAAGCUGUAAAGUCUGUAGCGGCUUCCAAGAAGAAAGUAUAUAUGUUAUAUAAUCUGCAGCCUGAUCGUUCUGUGACAGGAGGAGCUUGGUAUAGUGAUCAAGACUUUGAAUCUGAGUUUGUAGAGGUGCUAAAUCAACAGUGUUUUAAGUUCCUGCAAACUAAGGCUGAAGCAGCUCGAGAAAGCAAGCAGAACCCUAUGAUACAGAGAAACAGCUCAUUUGCAUCCUCUCAUGAAGUGUGGAAAUACAUCAGUGAGUUAGGCAUCAGUAAGGUGGAAUUGUCAAUGGAAGAUAUUGAAACCAUUCUAAACACAUUAAUAUAUGAUGGAAAGGUGGAAAUGACUAUCAUUGCUGCAAAAGAAGGAACAGUUGGCAGUGUUGAUGGGCAUAUGAAACUAUACAGAGCAGUCAACCCAAUCAUACAGCCUACUGGUUUAGUUCGGACACCUUGUGGGCUCUGUCCAGUUUUCGAUGACUGCCAUGAAGGCGGUGAGAUAGCUCCCUCAAACUGUAUUUAUAUGAUGGAAUGGCUAGAAUUUUAACAGCAAAAUAAUAACCAUCAACUAGUUUCCUGCAACCUAAGUUUGAUGAAUCAGUUGUUGAAGAGUGGACCCUUUUCUUCUUGGGAAGAAGUACCCUGGGCAUGGAGUCAAGUAUUUUUGAAAAUGCUGAUUCUCCUUCCAAGGAGCGCUACUGAGGCUUGAGGGCUGUGUGCCACAGGAUUGAGAUUCUGAAACUGUUUCCAUGUUUGUUUUCUGUACAAGAGAUAUACAGGCAUAAAUAAAAAGUAAACAACAACAAGAAAAAAGACCUCUCAAAAAGCUCUGUAUAGCCUUCAGGGAGUCAGAGUCAUAACUAGGAGACAGAGCAAGUUUCUUAUUGCACAAAAUAAAAUAAUACUGACUGGCA
Molecule: messenger RNA, 1403 nt
Organism: Hemicordylus capensis (graceful crag lizard)
Lineage: Eukaryota; Metazoa; Chordata; Lepidosauria; Squamata; Cordylidae
Gene: POLR3F
Product: RNA polymerase III subunit F
Exons: 9
Coding region: 92-1036 (314 amino acids)
Biological process (GO): transcription by RNA polymerase III
Cellular component (GO): RNA polymerase III complex
Source: RefSeq, a predicted model, not a curated record